Molecule: messenger RNA, 791 nt
Organism: Linum trigynum
Lineage: Eukaryota; Viridiplantae; Streptophyta; Magnoliopsida; Malpighiales; Linaceae
Source: the annotation of a GenBank genome assembly
UAUGUAUAGUACACAUUGUUGCCUAACAAGGUCCCUCGUCGCAAAAAGACUCCUUCCCAUUUUAAACCCAUAAUAAAGAUGACCCACAACUUGUUCCGACCACCGCCUACGCCCCGUGGCCGACGAGAAGGGACGGCGGGGGCGUGGAGAACGGAGAAGAGGAGAACAUCUUCGUCGUCAUCAUCAUCAUCGCAAUUGCUACAAUUUGGUGAUCUUCCUCCAAUUGUGUUGUCCUCAAACACGCAUCAAGAAGUGUCGUCGGGGUAUCCUCAUUGUCUCGAAGGCGCGAUUAAGGAGCACGAAGAUCGAUUAAUGGCGGCCCGAGGGACGAGGCUGGGGAAUCGGAGGAGGAGGAGGAGGAAGAGGAAUGAGAAUGGUGGGUAUAAAGGGACGUUGAGGCAGAGGUACGAGGAUGGAGAUCCGGAGGUUGGGUUGCUUGGGGAAGCGUCCGGGAGAGGGGAUUUUGAGUACUAUGUCUUGUAUUCUAGACCUCCUAAACUUGAUCAUAAUCAAAUUUGUUCCAAUUAUUUGGAUGUGGCUCCAACUGGGUGGGAUGAUAUUUAAUUAGUGUUGGGAGAAUGCAGAUCAUCAUCAUGAGCCAAUUUAACUGGGUAAUUGUCUUUAUUUUUUCUUUUUCUUUUAUUUAUUACUUGUGUUCAUGAGGGACAAUAUUUGUCGUUUUCGACAGAUUUCUUCAUGUAAAAAAAAAAAACGAAAGUAGGCUCAUAACCAGGGAUUCUAGGGUGUCUGUGGUUUUGGUAUCGAUGGAGAAAUAAAUGUUGACUAAUUAC